AUGCAGGGCGGCGACCCACAGUCCGGAUACAAAAAGGAAGACCAUUCUAGCGAUGCCUCGUCUCUUGAUCCGAGUCCGCAAGUUUCAAGUGAAUUCAACGAAGCCUUUUCUCACAGUAAUGCUGUGGGGUUCGGAGGUCAUCGCCCUCGUAUGCAUAGUUUCAGUAUCUGGAAGUCUUUCGAACGCCACAAUCCGGAAGACCGCCUAUCAGGACCACCGGGAAGCUCCGCUGUUGCAAAGGUCUAUGAACCCGGAAAGAAGAGAAAAUUCAAGGAGCGGAUGCAGAACGUCGAGAAUGAACGAAGUAGGACAAAGCGGCUGGAGGGCGAGGGGAAGGAGUCUAGCAACAAGCUACUGAUUUUGAGAUCGGAGCCAAAUAUGAAGCGUAGGGCCCAGAAUCGUGCCUCGCAAAGGGCCUUUCGAGAGCGUAAGGUCAAGCAUCUGCAAGAUCUUCAGAGAAAGAUAGAUGAGCUACAAGAGUCUUCUGACUUUCUAGGUCAAGAGAAUAGCUUGUUGCGUGCCCGAGUGUGGCAGUUGGAAGUGGAAGCCCGAGCACAGGGUGUGCAAACCAGCGAAUAUGUGCGUGGUUUCCAGCAGUUCGAUGACCUCUCCGGGGAAAUCCUCUUCAACCUCUACAAUCUUCAUCCCUGUACGUCGAAAGAUGUCUCUGGCGCGCUCUUCUUUGGUAUCCAUAGUAUUGAUGCACUACUCGAGAAGGGGGAGUAG
Molecule: messenger RNA, 726 nt
Organism: Penicillium lagena
Lineage: Eukaryota; Fungi; Ascomycota; Eurotiomycetes; Eurotiales; Aspergillaceae
Product: bZIP transcription factor
Exons: 4
Coding region: 1-726 (241 amino acids)
Cellular component (GO): RNA polymerase II transcription regulator complex
Molecular function (GO): DNA-binding transcription activator activity, RNA polymerase II-specific; transcription cis-regulatory region binding
Source: RefSeq, a predicted model, not a curated record